Messenger RNA from Xiphias gladius (swordfish), 2980 nucleotides. It is a transcript of the gene mak, whose product is annotated as male germ cell-associated kinase. Gene Ontology annotation, biological process: intraciliary transport; protein phosphorylation; intracellular signal transduction. The transcript is spliced from 17 exons. The record is from RefSeq and is a predicted model, not a curated record. Bases 485 to 2368 code for a protein of 627 amino acids. Gene Ontology annotation, molecular function: ATP binding; protein serine/threonine kinase activity. NCBI's taxonomy places the organism in Eukaryota, Metazoa, Chordata, Actinopteri, Istiophoriformes, Xiphiidae. Gene Ontology annotation, cellular component: cilium; cytoplasm; nucleus.
CAACAAACGCCCCCUGGAAACAGCUCUCCAGUGCAGACGCACUUCUGUGUGAAAUGAGCUCAUGUGGUGCCUCUUGUGGUCGUUCGGUAUAAAACGCCCACUACAAAUGCGGUGCCGGCGGGCCUCCGGCAGUAGAGAGCAUUAAUGAGCCCCAUUGGUGUUUGGUGCCACGGAUCAAGGCGAAGAAGCUACUGCACAUGAAAACAUACUCGGACAGGCCACAAAAAGGAGGUUCCAGGACCGCAGGCAGUGCAUGAGACGGUCCCAAACGUGGAAUAGGUCUUAAGGGUGUAUGCCCAUAAACUAUUUAACACUUCAUAACGAUCAUCGACUGGACAUGACAUGACUCAGUGACUCUGCAUCAGCGUCCUGCAAAGACACAAUGUCGACUGUUGGCUGAACUACAUCACCAGGAUCCAACCUUUCUAACAAUAGAUCAAUGAGUUUUGAACUUAAAGAAUAGAUAAGGAAAGUUAAAAGGCUGAUGAAACCAUCUUUAGAGAUGAUGAAUCGCUACAUCACGCUGAAUAGGCUGGGUGAUGGUACCUAUGGCAGUGUGCUAAUGGGGAGAAGCAACGAGUCUGGAGAACUGGUGGCUAUCAAGAGGAUGAAGAGGAAGUUUUAUUCAUGGGAAGAAUGUAUGAACCUAAGAGAAGUGAAGUCACUAAAGAAGCUGAACCAUGCGAAUGUGGUGAAACUGAAGGAGGUCAUCAGAGAGAAUGAUCAACUCUACUUUGUCUUUGAGUACAUGAAGGAGAACCUCUACCAGCUCAUGAAAGACAGAGAGAAUAAGAUGUUCUCAGAGAAUGAAAUUAGGAACAUCAUGUUUCAAGUGCUAUCUGGGUUGGCAUUUGUACAUAAGCAUGGUUUUUUUCAUCGAGACAUGAAGCCAGAGAAUCUGUUGUGCAUGGGUCCGGAACUGGUUAAAAUAGGAGAUUUUGGACUGGCCAGAGAGAUCCGCUCCAAACCUCCUUACACAGACUACGUAUCAACCAGAUGGUAUCGAGCUCCAGAGGUCCUGCUCAGGUCAUCUUCCUACAGCUCUCCUAUUGACCUGUGGGCUGUGGGCUGUAUUAUGGCAGAACUUUACACACUCAGACCUCUUUUCCCUGGGAACAGUGAAGUGGAUGAGAUCUUUAAGAUCUGCCAAGUCCUGGGCACUGUCAAAAGAAUGGAUUGGCUAGAGGGCUACCAACUAGCUUCUGCUAUGAACUUUCGCUUCCCCCAAUGUGUGCCGACCCACCUAAAGACCCUAAUCCCAAAUGCCAGCAAAGAAGCUAUUGCCUUGAUGAAGGACCUGCUGCAGUGGGACCCCCAAAAAAGACCCACUGCCGUACAGGCCCUGCGUUACCCAUACUUCCAGGUAGGCCAAGUAUUGGGGCCUCGUCCUCAAAGCCAAGAGGUCAAGAAAGUCCAAGCCAGGCCACUGGCCCAGAAACAGGCCUCGGAGUCCACGACUAAUCCCCAGCCGUCUUCCUCUGAGUCCAAAGCUUCCACACCCUCCUUCAGAAAUCAGCAGCAGCAUCAUCAUCAGCCUCUUCAGCAAAUCCCCCUGCCCCAAGCUGAGAGUAAAACAGGAGGUGUCACCCAUGCAAAAGCAGCAUCGCUGGGCAGUGAGAACAGUGUUGGUGGUGGAGUGAUGGGGGUGCUGAAGAGCAGUCGUUGUCGCUGGGGCCAGACAGUGGCCAAGACGUCAGAGAGCAGGGAGGAAUCUGACCUGUCAGAAACCGCCGCCUCCAACUCCAAGAAACCUAGCCUGGGUAAUGCAGAGGAGGAAAGGAUCCCUAAGGAACACCACUCACAGCCCAAGGAGCAGACACCUCUGUUUUCCUUCAGCACAGUUACAAAGCUACCCAACAAUGUUAAGAUGGGCCAAAUUGACUACAGUCUUCCAGGAUCUGCUGCUCGGCAGCACUAUUUCACCCAGUCACGGUACUUGCCUGGGUUGAUCAGCAAAAAUCAGACUUCCUCGGGAGAUAGGGAGUUCAGUGGUAUGACGCUGCAGGAUCUGUGGGAGAACUCAUCAAACACUGUAAACAAACCACUUGGUCCUAUUGGAGGAGGAUUAUCUGUCAACAGAAACAACACAGGGAACUUUGUAAGCACCAAGUACAACCUCUCUUGUGGUUACAUCCCUUCAUUCCAAAAGAAAGAGGUGGGCUCUGUGGGGCAGAGAAUCCAACUUCCUCCUUUGGCUGGGCAGCACACAAAUUACAAGGGCUGGAAGAGGACAGAUGGGAAUCAGAUGAAGGGUAGCAGCUGCUCAGCUCUGGGGAAAACCUCUGGGAAUCUCCUGACCAGAGCUCCCACUGUACAGCCUGUCCACGGCAGGGUGGACUGGACUUCCAAGUAUGGUGGAAAUCGGUAGUUCAGUGAAGAAGGCGCUACAACUUCUGAUUGUUGGGCAGUGUUGCCAUAGGUACACAACUUUGGAUGAGAUAAUUAAUCCUGAGUAGAGUUUUAACCACAUUUCAGCUCUAAUCUUGAGGAAAUAUAUUAAUGCUGUAUGUUUCCUGAAACAAACUACAUCAAGAUGUGUAUGACAGAUCCCACAUUCUUUGCGGAGACAUUUUUCAUAAUGUUUGUACAUGUAAGAUUAAAUUUACAUGUGCAUGGAAUCUCUAUGUUUUGGAGAUGAAGGUUGCCAUGAUGUUUUCUGCAAGACAGUCCCACUGUAUUCCUGAAGGAUCCAGUGUGAGCCAAUUGUACUGUUAGUGUUUGGAUAUUCUGAAUAGGAUUUAAAUGUAGCAUAGCUAUUUUUUAAGAUCUAGUUUUUAUUGUCAAGUGUUGUUUCACUACCCAGGCACAAAAUGUUAACCGCCUUUUAUCAACUAUUCCUGCAGUGCUGCAUUCUCUCUGCUUUUAUCCACCAUAGGGUAGGUGACUGCUACAAAAACUUUCAUUGUAAUGGCUACAGGAAGGAUUACAUCAAACUUGUUCUUAAUAUUGUAAGGCAACUGCAAGUGUCUUUGUGUUAUCC